ACGGCUGCCAGCCUCGGAACCACACCACACCAAAUCACAGGAACUAAAAGGCUCCGAGUAAUUACAUUCCAAGAUUUGAUUUGAGGUCAUUUAUGUAGUUUCAUCAUACUCCCUUGCAAAAUAAAUAAUCAUAGAAAAAAGGACAGUACUAAAAUACGAACAAUGAUUUCUUUCCAUAGAGGAAUGGCUUGCAGAGUUGGCAAUGUCCUCUCAAACUCUCUCUGUCUCUCUCAGACACACUCUUUUCGCGGCAGUUAAGCUGCUCUAAUCUCCCCACCUACUCUUCUCUUCCUUUCUCUAACAAAAACAAGGGCUUUUAUCUCUCUACCCCAACAUCACUUCUAUUUCUUUAUUCAUUCCUUCCAUUUAUUGUUCUCAUUCAUUCAUUCAUUAUUUAUUUAUUUCCUUCCUAUUUUGCUCGUAUUUCUUUUUCCCUUUGACCUUCACUUCUACAGAGGUAGUAUCAGCUAAAUCCUCGAGAUAGAAAGAUGCCUCUGGUGAGGUUUCAGGUUCGGAACGAGUUCGGACUGGGGAACGCUGAGCUUCACUCGCGAGUCAACAAAGAGGACCCUAAAGCUGUGCUUGAUGGUGCUGCCGUCGCUGGUUUGGUGGGGAUCUUGAGGCAAUUGGGCGAUCUCGCCGAGUUUGCAGGAGAGGUGUUUCAUGGAUUGCAGGAGCAGGUAAUGGCUACAGCUUCCAGAAGCCAUAAAUUAAUGGUACGGGUACAGCACAUUGAAGCUGCUCUUCCUCCCCUUGAAAAGGUUGUGCUGGCACAAACGAGCCACAUACAUUUUGCUUAUACAGCUGGUUCAGAGUGGCAUCCCCGUGUACACAAUGAAAGACACCAUUUCAUUAACAAUGACUUGCCCCAUUUUAUUAUGGAUUCAUACGAAGAAUGUCGUGGUCCUCCUCGUGUGCACUUGCUUGACAAAUUUGAUACUGGUGGACCUGGAUCUUGCUUAAAGAGAUAUUCAGACCCAACCUUCUUUAAGAGAGCAUCAGCUGUGUUUGAUGAUGUAAAUGCGGAGAAAUAUCAAAGAGAUAGGAAGGCUCGACGAAGCAAGAAAAAACGAUCAUCAAAGCAGAAGGGAGAUGUAUCGCGUGGUGCCUCAGUGUCCAAUUCUCGUAAUAACAGCAUGCGAUUUAUUCCUCCUGUUAAUGGGCGAAGCUCUCCCUCCCAAGCCACUUCUAAAGUGGACACGACACUAAAAUAUGAUAAGGGAAACCAUUUAAAUUCUUUUGAUUCUAGAGCUGACUCUGGAUAUAUCGAAUGUGUUUUCCAUCCAAGUUCAUCGGUGCAAGCUGGAGAACAAGAAUUCAAGGAUUCACCCCCAUUUAGAGUGACUCAGCAUAGUGAUACUCGUAAUUCUGCCUAUGCUGAUGAACAUAUUGGCUUCAUGGAUGUUCACGUUUCCCAAAGUUCAUUACAGGAACCAAUUACUUCUGGUUCAUCAUGUGUUACCUGGGAUGAGAAGGCAGAGAUUAUGGAUCGUCAGAGUCAAGAGAGUAAUUUGGAUGAAACACUACAUCUGCAUGAGAAUUCACCUACUAUAGAUGCAAAUGCAUGUGAAGCUCGGAACAUUACAGUUGUUGAUCAAAUGGAAAUGUUUGGUGACAAAAGCACACAUGAACAAAUUUCAGAUCAAAUGGAAAUGCUUGGCAAGAAAAUCAUCCACGAAAGAACUGUUGAUGAAAUGGAAAUGCUUGCUGACGAAAAUAUCCACAAUAGAACGGUUAAUCAGUCAGUUAUGCUUGGUGAGCAAAACAUCCAUGGAAGAACUGUUGAUCAAAUGGAAAUGCACGGUGACAAAAUCAUCCACAGAACUGUUGAUCAAUCAGAAAUGCUUGGUGAACAAAACAUCCAUGGAAGAAUUUUUGGUGAAGAAAACAUACAUGAAAGAUCUGUUGAUCAAAUGAAAAUUCUAGAUGAAAUAAACAUACAAGAAAGAUCAGUCAGCCAAAUGGGAAUGCUUGGUGGCGAUAAUAUACAUGAAUCUGUCUCCAUCUCGAAUGAGAUUGAUGAAAAUGAAAGCGAAACUGACAAUUUCAUGGAUGCCCUUAACACCAUUGAAUCAGAAUCUGAAAAUGAUCUUGAUUAUCAGACCAAAAGGGAGGUAGAACAAUUUCCCACCAUUUUCAACAAUGAAGGGGAAGACAGAAUCCAUGAAGAUGAACUGAUUAUGCAUUGGUCAGAUCAUCAUGGUGAUCCUCCAACAUCUACAUUUGACAAUGUAUCCGUCACUUCCACUAACAAAGAAGUGGCGACAGAUCUCCGCGACUCAGUCUCUUUAGAGAGUUGUGUGCAUGAACAGCUGUGUACACCUGACAUUUCCCCAAACAAACAAGAGCCCUGUGAUCUUCCCAAUUCAUUUCCAUUAGACAGUCAUGAUGUCCAAAUUUCUCAGAAAACUACUGAAUCAUCUACAGAUCAUGAUGUUGUUGUUACUAGAAGUGGUGAUAUUUAUGCUGGUUCAAAAUUAGAAUCAAUUAUUUCUAACCCAUCAUCCUCUGUAACCAAGACUGCAGAUGUGCAGGAUCCACUGGAAAAGAAGACUAUGAGUGUAGUCUGUGAUUCUGAAGAAUCUCAGGUCCUACCCAGAAAUCAUUCAAUGAGGUUCUGGACUAAUGGUGGCUUGUUAGGACUUGAACCAUCUAAGCCUCCUGAUUUUUCCAUGUCAAGUACUGUAACUCAGGAUUCUGUGAAUGGCAGUAAAACAGAUACAGUUGGUCAAUUAAAACAUGCUCAUGAGCUUAAGGAUGAGAUGCAUGGAGGCAAUUUGAAUAUAUCUUCCAUGAACAUUGGUGAUAAUGAAAAGGAUUCUAGAACAAAUACAAAAUGCUCCACAGCGUGCUCCAAUGAUGAAGGUGAUGGUACCGUUGCUAAGAAAACAUCUCAGGGAUCUUCAACUGCUUGUUCAGACUCUACAUAUGGAAAUUCUGAUGAUUCUCAUAUGCAUAAUGGAAAUCAUACUGAUAAUUCAAAAGAGUCCAGUGUGUUUGGAACUGGUAAUGUACUUCCAGUUGCUCCAAAUACCAAAACCUCUUUUACUGAAACCAGUGAAGAGCAUGAUGAAAAUUCAUCUCUGGUUUUUGGACUUAGCCGUCGGUUACUUUCCAAUGGUUUUAGCAGAAAAGUGUCUGAUGUGAAAGAUGAAAAGUUUGAAUUCGUUAGUUCAAUGAAUGAUAGCAUUGUGGAACAGAGGAAUGAGCACCAUAUAGCAGCGCAUCAAAGAGUUCCAGAAAUAGCCCUCAAAGAUCAUUUUCAAUGUGGUUCUGCUGCCAAUUCACCCUCUUCUUCUCCACCACUUGAACAUAUGAAAAUAUCUUUCCAUCCUAUAGAUAGCUUCGAGACUUCUACGCUAAAACUUAAAUUUUCUGAUGGAACACAAAGCCAUGAAAGCAUGGGGGAAAUGUUUCCGUCAUUUCAAUUGAUCCCAAAGACUGCUAUUCCUCCGCACAACUAUAGUUCUGAUUCGGAUGAUGACACAUUUUGUAGAUCUUCUCCAUGCAUGUCAGAUGAUUGUCUUAGCCAUCACUCAGAACAGUGGGAAUGUGGGGAAACUAUGGAAGGCAAGGAAGAAGAUCAUGGUGUAUAUUAUGCCUUACAUGGAAUAUCAUCAGUGGAGCAUAUUUCAGGUUCUCUUGAUUUUGAUGAAAUAACCAAUGGUGAAAUCUGCUAUGAUGGUGGAUUUAAACGUUCAAACUCUGGCAAUGGGUUGGAACUCUCUCUCUGUGACCCUAUACUUGAUCUUCCAAGUUUUAAUGAUGAGAAAUCUUGUAUGGAACAAGAAACAAAAAAUGAUUCUGAUCCGAAGUUUCUCCUUGAUUCAAGAUGUCAUGCCGAUCCUUCCCCAAUGCCUCCACCUCUUCCUCCUGCACAAUGGCGGGUUUCGAAACCUCACAUGGAUGGGGCAGAAGACAGAACAAGCAUUACAUCUGAGGAUUUUAAAAAUGAAUUGGGUGCAAAAUUGUUGCCUUCUGUGACUUCCCCGCAACCAGAAGAAGUUCCAUCAGGCCAACAGAAUUAUGAACAACUCACUGUCAAACCAAAAACUAAGGACCAGCAGAAGUUAAACAGCCAGAAAGAAAUUAAGCAAGCCCCAAAUAGCAAUGGAGUCGAUGAAAGGGAGGACUUCUUACAACAAAUCAGAACAAAGUCAUUCAAUCUGAGACGCACCGUGACAGCAAAGCCAACUACUACAACACCUGCACCCGCACCUGCUGCAAAUAACAAAGUCACUGCAAUUUUGGAGAAAGCAAAUGCAAUUCGCCAGGUUUCACAUAUCCUCUUUUCCUUGUUUUUCCAUUUCUACUUCUUUUUUUACCCACUUAAAUUGACGAGUGAUAAAUUUCCAGGCUGUUGGGAGUGAUGAUGGUGAAGAUGACGACGAUAGCUGGAGUGACAUGUAAAUUUUACUUUAGACACGUUUGCUGUAGCUCGAACAAUCAAAAUGCUUUCAAUUUGAUGUAUGCUCACGAAGUUGAUUAAGGCCGUCUAUCUUAUGUGUAUAUGAAUAAAUAGUUUCUUUGUAAAUUAUGUUUAGGGAUAAUAUUGUAUCUCAUUGCAAUUAUUUUUCUUAAAUAUAUUUUUAUAAUGGCAA
Molecule: messenger RNA, 4601 nt
Organism: Cannabis sativa
Lineage: Eukaryota; Viridiplantae; Streptophyta; Magnoliopsida; Rosales; Cannabaceae
Product: protein SCAR3
Exons: 8
Coding region: 489-4370 (1293 amino acids)
Biological process (GO): positive regulation of Arp2/3 complex-mediated actin nucleation; actin cytoskeleton organization
Cellular component (GO): cytoskeleton
Molecular function (GO): Arp2/3 complex binding; protein kinase A regulatory subunit binding
Source: RefSeq, a predicted model, not a curated record